AUGUCAGCUAGAGGUGUACAGAGGGGACGAAUAGAGAGAAAACCCGUUAACACCACAGACGAUGCCACUUCUCCUACGGACCAGACAUUCAUGCUUGAAAGAUCGAAUGAAUGGCCCGAACAUCUCAUGAGCUCAGCACGAAGACUAUCUAGAGAGUUUCUUAGCCCAAUAGUACACGAAGAACAGUAUCCUCGAGUGAUGUCGGUUGUCAGUGGAGUCGACGGCCGUCGUCCAGGGUUACAUAGAAUCAUCUCGUUCGCACCGACGGCAACCUCCCCAACCGCAUCUGCAACCUCCACUUCAUCAGGCCUCAAUAAAAGGCAGACAUUGCCAACAGCAACAGUCACCACGCUUAUCACCGCAACGCUCCCAUCAGAAAUUAGAGGAAGAGACUUCAAUCCUCUGGAUCCUCUAGGCUUGGGAUCUGAAUUCUCAUCACUAGUGGCGUCCAGGGUUUCCGUAGCUUCAAGUGUCAUAUCUUCUGGUGGCAGCGGACUCACGUCCGAGUUUCCACUACCGAGCAUCUCUCUGCCAGGACUCCCAAGCCCAUCGGGUUUACUUUCAGGCAAUGGUACCUCUUCGUCAUCUGGACUCCUAGGGGCUUUGGGAAGCCUGCUCUCAGGAGGGCUCGGGUCUCUUCUGUCCGGACUGGCAGCAGGCCUUGGCUCCUCUGGUCUCACUCAAGCUAUCGAUGAUGAUCUCAAUAGACUAGCAUUUGAGUUGAUAAAUGGCUUCAUAUCCGACGCUGGGAUCGAUGACUUCUAUACUUUACGUGUCUUGACAACUUGCAAGGGGGAAUCUCCAUCCAAUAUCUCGAGCUGCUCGCCCUUUUCUUCAGCUGCAAACAAAAUAAGCAAAAUCAGCUCCAAGAUUCCAAGUUCCUUGGCGGUAGUAGGAACGAACGUCUCAUCGCCUGCUCUCAAUGAACUCACAGGCGCCGUCUCAACCCUAGGGCCGACUGCCGACUCGCUCGAGAAAUUCUUGCUCGCUCUCAUGAUUCUAUCUCUCAUCAACUCAGCAGCGGCCAUAAUACUGUCAUUCCUUGGCAUAUUCUUGGCUCAAAAUAGGAUAGUAAUAACGGGAAAUCUGUCUCUUGCAACGAUCGGCAUUUUCACCCGAAGUCUCGAUGCUGUACUUGCGACCUUGAUCAGCGUCAUACUGAGCUGGCUGACCAACAAAUUUGGCAACUCGGUCGGACUAUAUGCCACGAGUGGCGCAACAUUCAUCGCCUUGAUCUGGCUUGGAUUCGUGUUCCAAAGUCUGGCAACCUCUUAUUGGGUUUGUGUGUGGUUUGUGGAGUUUAGACAGAGUAGCUUCAGAAUCAGAAAGAGAGAGGCGACUGAGAUUGGGGAUUAUAGAGGGAUUUUCCGGGAGAUCAAGAUCGAUGUCAGAUCUCCGAAGGAGAAUAAAGAGCAGGAGACUGUUGUUUGAGGAUUCCAAAGCAGAUGUACGGCACAUCUUGGUACCCUUGGGUCUGUCGAAGCUCUUCAGUCCUAUCUCGGCAAGAUCUUUCCUCGAUGAGUUGCAGGCCUGUUACAAUAGAUGUGGGAACCAUCAGAGGAAUCUCGAAAGUACUGAUGUCGAUAGUAACUGGCCAAAUGAUCUUUGCAUGGGUCUGAGCUACACAGAGACUCUUUUUGGCGAAAGUGGGGUAGACAAUGACUUGAAAUAAGAUCAAGAUGUGUAAGGGUCUGAGCCUGUGUGAUCUGUGCACUUGCCCCUUAAUUAAGCGAG
Messenger RNA from Mollisia scopiformis, 1734 nucleotides. RefSeq lists its product as uncharacterized. NCBI's taxonomy places the organism in Eukaryota, Fungi, Ascomycota, Leotiomycetes, Helotiales, Mollisiaceae. The record is from RefSeq and is a predicted model, not a curated record. Gene Ontology annotation, biological process: fungal-type cell wall organization. The transcript has 3 exons. Gene Ontology annotation, cellular component: cell cortex of cell tip; plasma membrane. Bases 1 to 1431 code for a protein of 476 amino acids.